This is a messenger RNA of Entelurus aequoreus (snake pipefish), 1355 nucleotides long. RefSeq lists its product as uncharacterized. NCBI's taxonomy places the organism in Eukaryota, Metazoa, Chordata, Actinopteri, Syngnathiformes, Syngnathidae. Bases 234 to 1355 code for a protein of 373 amino acids. The transcript is spliced from 4 exons. The record is from RefSeq and is a predicted model, not a curated record.
AUCAACUACAAGGUCAAUAUGUAUUUAAUUUGUGUCCUCAUGGUUUUAUUUGGGGUCAGGUCAACUACAAGGUCAAUAUGUAUUUAAUUUGUGUCCUCAUGGUUUUAUUUGAGGUCAGGUCAACUACAAGGUCAACAUGUAUUUAAUUUGUGUCCUCAUGGUUUUAUUUGGGGUCAGGUCAACAUGUAUUUAAUUUGUCCUCAUGGUUUUGGUCAACUACAAGGUCAGUAUGUAUGUAUUUUGUGUCAUGGUUUUUUUUGGUCAAUGUGUAUGUAUUUUGUGUCCUCAUGGUUUUGGUCACCUACAAGGUCAACAUGUAUGUAUUUUGUGUCCUCGUGGUUUUGGUCAACAUGUAUGUAUUUUGUGUCCUCGUGGUUUUGGUCACCUACAAGGUCAAUAUGUAUGUAUUUUGUGUCCUCGUGGUUUUGGUCAACAUGUAUGUAUUUUGUGUCCUCGUGGUUUUGGUCACCUACAAGGUCAACAUGUAUGUAUUUUGUGUCCUCGUGGUUUUGGUCACCUACAAGGUCAAUAUGUAUGUAUUUUGUGUCCUCUUGGUUUUGGUCAACAUGUAUGUAUUUUGUGUCCUCGUGGUUUUGGUCACCUACAAGGUCAACAUGUAUGUAUUUUGUGUCCUCGUGGUUUUGGUCAACAUGUAUGUAUUUUGUGUCCUCGUGGUUUUGGUCAACUACAAGGUCAACAUGUAUGUAUUUUGUGUCCUCGUGGUUUUGGUCAACAUUAUGCAUUUUGUGUCCUCAUGGUUUUGGUCAACUACAAGGUCAACAUUAUGUAUUUUGUGUCCUCAUGGUUUUGGUCAACAUUAUGUAUUUUGUGUCCUCAUGGUUUUAUUUGGGGUCAGGUCAGGUCAAUAUGUAUUUAAUUUGUGUCCUCAUGGUUUUAUUUGGGGUCAGGUCAACUUCAAGGUCAAUAUGUAUUUAUAUUGUCAUGGUUUUGGUCAACUACAAGGUCAGUAUGUAUUUAUUUUGUGUCAUGGUUUUGGUCAACAUGUAUGUAUUUUGUGUCCUCGUGGUUUUGGUCACCUACAAGGUCAACAUGUAUGUAUUUUGUGUCCUCGUGGUUUUGGUCAACAUUAUGUAUUUUGUGUCCUCGUGGUUUUGGUCAACUGCAAGGUCAACAUGUAUGUAUUUUGUGUCCUCUAUGUCCUUCACAAAGCUAUAGCUGAUUUCAGUAGGUGGUUCUUCAUCCUCAAGAAUAGCUUCCCGUCGUCCUUCCUCGUCCUCGAGCUCAUGUCUCGUCUACCUGGACCCCCUUUGGAUUCCCUCUUUUCUUCCUGGACUUUGACCUCACGCCUGCCCACUGACCACGACGCCUCCCUCGACCAUCCACCUGCCCUCUGA